GCUAGUGAGCGAUCCUUCUGAAGCUGCUAUAUCUCUACCCCCCCUCCCCCACUUGCUUUCCUCCUUGACUGACUAAUCUUAGUCAAGAAAGUGAACUAAAUGAGUUGCUGCACUGUGAAGAUCAGUCCAGUUGUAGCACGCCGGGCGGAGAGAGGCUGGCUGCUGAGGGAAUACAGACUGCAUUAAAAUGUCACCUGUGUGGGGUGCAGUAAGAAGAAUUUGUACAGUUCUCCUCGUCUUAUCACAAAUUAUUGGUAGUAGAGCUGUUCGGUGUCCUAUUCCAAAUGUGGACAAUGCAUCAAAAGUGUCAGGAUUUACAGGCCCAUACAACCCGAAUUCUGUUGUAAGAUUUAGGUGCAGGCCACAAUAUAAAAUGAUUGGAUCUGACACUGUGAAAUGUAAUGAAAGUAGUAAAUGGGAACCUGAACUUCCAAAGUGUAUUGGUACUUGUCAAUCUUUUCCUCGCUACCAAUAUGCAGAACUAGUAGAGCCGACUACAGAAUUACGUUUUCCCGAAGGAACAAUAUUGAAUUACAGAUGUAAGGAAGGCUAUGAACCUAUUCCUAGUGCAGUCAAUACAGUCACGUGUUUAAGACUCCGCUGGUCUUCUUCUCCUGAGUUCUGUAAACCAAUAACAUGUGUAGAACCAGAAACUGUGCCUAAUGGAAGAAUUAUAUCUGACUCAUUCCUUUAUGGCAGUCAUAUAACUUAUGUCUGUGAAACUGGGUACAAAAUUAAAAACAGCAUUUCCAGAAAAUGUCUUUCAGAUCAAUCUUGGAGUUUGCCCAUUCCUGAAUGUGAAGUUCAAACUUGUGCUACCCCUGAACAUUUACAAAAUGGGUGGUAUAGUCCUGUAAUAGAGGAAUACUUUUACAAUGAUACCAUAACAUACAACUGUCAUGACGGAUUUCAACUGGUUGGCCAAGCUUCGAUUACCUGCCGCAGUGAUGGAAGAUGGAAUUAUAAUACACCAGUGUGUAGAGGCAUUUGUGAUGCUCCUCCCGACCUUCCUUACGCUCAAUUGCAAUUCCAGUAUCUGAGCAUGAAAACUUACUUUGCUGGCACAACCCUUCAAUACGUAUGCAGACCUGGAUAUUAUCAGGUUUACGGCUACACAAAUUAUAUAACUUGUUUAGGAAACUUCACAUGGUCAAAAAUAUCUGAGUUCUGUAAAAUUUACAAAUGUGGCAGCCCAGCAUAUGUAAAGAAUGGAUGGUAUGAUCCCGAAAUGGAAGAAUAUUUUUACAACGAUACUGUAACAUAUGGCUGUGAUGAAGGAUUUCAGCUUGUUGGACAAGAUACAAUUACCUGUCUCGAUCAGAGAAGAUGGAGUUAUAAUACACCAGAGUGCAGAGGUAUUUGUGAUGCUCCACCUGACCUUCUUUCUGCUCAAUUGUAUUCCCAGUAUCAGAACAUAAAAACUUUCUUUACUGGCACAACUCUUCAAUACGUAUGCAGACCUGGAUAUUAUCAGGUUUACGGCUACACAAAUUCUAUAACUUGUUUGGGAAACUUCACAUGGUCAAAAAUAUCUGAGUUCUGUAAAAUUUACACAUGUCCUACUCCUGCAUAUGUAAAGAAUGGAUGGUAUGAUCCCGAAAUGGAAGAAUAUUUUUACAACGAUACUGUAACAUAUGGCUGUCAUGAAGGAUUUCAGCUUGUUGGACAAGAUACAAUUACCUGUCUCGAUCAGGGAAGAUGGAGUUAUAAUACACCACAGUGCACAGGCAUUUGUGGUGACCCACCUGAACUUCAUUUUGCUCAACUGGAUCUCGGAUUUAAACACAUCACAACCUUCUUUGUUGGCAGCCCAGUACAAUACAACUGUAGACCUGGAUAUAUUCGGAAUAGCAUGUACAACAAUAAUAUAGCUUGUUAAGGAAAUUUUACAUGGUCGCAAAACACUGAGUUCUGCAGCCACACAUUGGAAUUUCGGGGGAAGACAAGAAAGAAUAAGGAUGAACCGAGAAGGUGGAUGAGGAUCCCACUAAGUAAUCGUUUGUUUUUGCAAACCUGUGUACAAGAAUUAUUUGUUUUUUUCUUGUAUAUCUUUUCUCUCUUAUGGAAUGGUGUUACUGUCCCGUUGGCAUAUACAAGGGAAUAAUUUGGAUUAUAUAGAUAUAGUGCUGAUUACCUAACGCAUAACUCUUUUGGUCUGAUCCAUUAUUAGAGGAGAACCCUCUAGGUCAUGAGAUGCAGCGAGGAAUUGACCGAAGGUGCUGAUGACACUAGCGUUAUCACGAUCGGCGUAACUGUCACAUACGUGACACGGAGGGAGGAAAAGAGGGAGGCCCUGCCCUAGUGAGAGGGAAGGUGGUGACCCCUGACUCACCUUGCGUCUGGC
Messenger RNA from Bufo gargarizans (Asiatic toad), 2344 nucleotides. RefSeq names its product complement receptor type 1-like. The coding region runs from base 188 to 1879 and encodes 563 amino acids. Lineage: Eukaryota; Metazoa; Chordata; Amphibia; Anura; Bufonidae. The transcript has 13 exons. The record is from RefSeq and is a predicted model, not a curated record.